AUGUCCAACGAUGUGGAUGAUCCUCAAGCAGAAGAAGGAUCUUAUGCAGAAUCCGCUGCUACCGGCGAAGAAGGUGAAGAAAGAGGGUUUCGAAAAUAUUGGAUCGCUGCAGUAGCAAUUAUUGUCGUUAUCAUUGUUCUUAUUAUAGUAAUAUGUAAGUCCAUUUUUCGUUAGCA
Molecule: messenger RNA, 176 nt
Organism: Strongylus vulgaris
Lineage: Eukaryota; Metazoa; Nematoda; Chromadorea; Rhabditida; Strongylidae
Source: the annotation of a GenBank genome assembly